This is a messenger RNA of Microbotryum saponariae, 2508 nucleotides long. Lineage: Eukaryota; Fungi; Basidiomycota; Microbotryomycetes; Microbotryales; Microbotryaceae. The record is from the annotation of a GenBank genome assembly.
AUGGCCCAGGCUCGCUCCGCGCGCCUAAGUCCCAGGCUCGCUUCGCGCGCCUAAGUCCUGGGCCGGGGCGCCCGGCUCACUCCGCGCGCCUAAGUCCGCGCCCGGUUCGCUCCGCGCGCCUAAGUCCUGAGCCGAGCGGAGAGUGGAUUCCUCACACAAGGGCCCAGCAUCCACCGCCAGGCCCGUGUCGCUCCUGCAAGAAGAAGGACCACUGGUCUUUCGACUGCAAAAAGGCUCUUGAGGACGGGAAAACGCCCGACACCUCUGAUGCGCAACACCAUGUCGGAUGUCUCGCCACCGGUCUUCUCGCACAUCGUCGUCAGCUUCGCAACAACUCCUUCGUCGUCGACUCGGGUGCCACUUCGCACAUGGUCUCGGACAAGUCGCUGUUCACGGCCUAUCGCCACAUCGCUCCUACGAAGAUUGGUGGUAUUGCAGGGGGCAUCAACGCCGUCGGAACGGGAAACAUCUGUGAAGAGUCCACUCUCAGCUCGACAGGGGCGCCUCGGUCGUUGCGCGCACUUGCUAGCCCGCCCCCGGCGGUGGGGACUUAGACGCGCGCGACUGCCUCAGCGCGCCAGCGCCGGCGGAUUCAUGCGCGCGCCCGCUAGCCCGCCCCCUUGCGGUGGGGACUUAGGCGCGCCGGCGAUUUCACCCGCGGCUGACUUAGGGAUGUACAUUGUCACGCGCCUGGGACUAUCCCAGCGUGGCCCCCCCCUUUCUGUUUCUUAGCUUCCUUCUCAUCACUUCUGUUCGACUCUCAACCUCUCCUGACAGUAGUGGUGAACGUCUCAUAGGUUAUAAGCCCACGAGCCACCAGCUGGCAUGACCACGACACCACCCCUCGCGACGGGUGCCAACCCUCCGAUUCCCGCCGAACAGCUCGCCGCACUUACAUCGCUGCUGUCGGGUCUCACCGCUGCCGCUUCCGGCACUGCCACACCCGCCACGACGUCCGGCACCACUCGCACUGCCUUUCCAAAGCACGCACGCUUGGAUGGUGCGAAGACCUUCGCGAACUGGACACGCCAACUUCGCCUGUGCCUAGCGGACGACAUCCGCUCGUACGUCCUCGACGGUAUCGCACCCGACGACUGGACACCUUCGCAACGCUCCGCUCGCGACGCCGUCGCUCGUGAGGUCCUUGCGAAUUCGAUUGACUCGGCCGAAGUCUCGGCAGUCCUCGACAAAAUCCCUACCGCCGACCUGACAGCGCCGACAAUCUACUCGACGCUGAAAUCGCGGUACGCCCCUGACGACGCCACCCGCACGCUCGAGCUCUUCUCACGACUCUGGGGUUUCCGUCCCAUGCCCGGCACGGUUGCCGAAUUCGACGGGUGGAUCAUGGACUUCAAAGCCGUUGCGCAAGAGAUCAUCGACACAAAGACAACUAUCAAUGAUGUUCUCGCCACACUCCUCCUUGCAAUCGCCCACCCGUCCCUCGAGAGCUUCAAGGCGUCGUUCACCGAUGAACAGCGCACGCAACGAACUCUCCCCGACAUUGAUUCGCUUGCCGACCGUAUGCGAGUCCAACUUCGGUCAACGAACAUCCCCAGCACUCAAUCGGCCCUUCUUGCCUCGUCGUCGUCACGUUCUACUCGUCUCAAGUGUCUCGCCUGUCGCAGCCCUUCGCACCGAGUCGCGGAGUGCCCUACGAGGGCGCAACACCCGCCGCCAGGACCCUGUCGCUCCUGCAAGAAGAAGGAUCACUGGUCUCUCGACUGCAAGAAGGCGCUCGAGGACGGCAAAAAGCCCGACACCGCUGACUCGACCGUCGACUCGCAACACCAUGUCGGAUGUCUCGCCACCGGUCUUCUCGCUCGUCGUCGCCAGCUUCGCAACCACUCUUUUGUCGUCGACUCGGGCGCCACUUCGCACAUGGUCUCGGACAAGUCGCUGUUCACGACCUAUCGCCAUAUCGCUCCUACGAAGAUUGGUGGUAUUGCAGGGGGCAUCAACGCCAUCGGAACGGGAAACAUCGCCUUCAUUGCCGCCUCGGGUCAUCCGAUCACGCUUACCGGCGUGCUGCACACUCCGGGCCUGUUUGUCAAUCUUCUCUCGGUCUCUCGACUUUGCGACACCGACGAUGUCCGUGUCGCCUUCACAAAACACGGCAUCCACAUUGACAAGGACGGCAACGACAUCGCUGAAGGCGCACGACUCGACGAAGGGCUCUACUUGCUGGACGCUGAUCAUUCCAAAUGUCAGCACCUUGCUCUCCUUUCUCGCUCACAGUCGUCCGUGCCCCUGCUGACUCUCCAUCGCUGCCUCGGCCAUCUCGCACCGUCCUCCAUACAGAAGAUGGUUGCCGCUGGUUUGCUGGAGGGUCUCAGGGCCGGAUAUAGUGACGAAGAGGUAGAGAAGUUUGUCUGCAAUGCUUGCCUCAGCGCAAAGGGCCAUCGUCUUCCCUUUCCCGAUUCGGAUUCGCACUCCUCAGAGAGACUCGGCCUUGUACACAGCGAUGUGCUUUCCUUCCCCGAGCGGUCCUUGACUGGCAAACGUUUAUGA